Molecule: messenger RNA, 538 nt
Organism: Botrytis fragariae
Lineage: Eukaryota; Fungi; Ascomycota; Leotiomycetes; Helotiales; Sclerotiniaceae
Product: putative transcription initiation factor iia small chain protein
Exons: 3
Coding region: 1-345 (114 amino acids)
Biological process (GO): RNA polymerase II preinitiation complex assembly; transcription initiation at RNA polymerase II promoter
Cellular component (GO): transcription factor TFIIA complex
Molecular function (GO): RNA polymerase II general transcription initiation factor activity; TBP-class protein binding
Source: RefSeq, a predicted model, not a curated record
AUGGCGGCUCCACAGUCUUUCUACGAGCUCUACCGCCGUAGCAGUAUCGGCAUGGCGCUCACAGAUACCCUUGACGAUUUGAUCAGCGAGAGACGUAUCGAGCCUCAGCUCGCAAUGAAAAUAUUGGCAAACUUUGAUAGAAGUAUUACGGAGGUUUUGGCAGACAAAGUCAAGGCGAGAUUGACUUUCAAGGGACAUCUGGAUACGUAUCGUUUCUGCGACGAGGUUUGGACUUUCUUGAUUAAGGAUGUUACUUUCAAGAUGGAGAACUCCAGUCAGUCAGUCACGGCGGACAAAGUCAAGAUCGUGAGCUGCAACAGCAAGAAGCCCGGUGAUCCUCAGUAGAUAUUAGGGAGGACUCUUUACGGGCAUUCGACAUAUUAGGGACAUAGUGGUGGAUAGAUUGGGAGAUACAGAAUGAUUUUCGGAUGAUCAAGAAUGGCAUUUACAGAUUGGGCUCUUCAAUGACUUUAGAGAAAGGAUAUCUCGGGCGUUUAUUGGUUUCCGUGGCGUUUCAUGGCGCUUUGCCGGAGAAUGA